Messenger RNA from Suillus clintonianus, 595 nucleotides. RefSeq lists its product as uncharacterized. Bases 105 to 368 code for a protein of 87 amino acids. Lineage: Eukaryota; Fungi; Basidiomycota; Agaricomycetes; Boletales; Suillaceae. The record is from RefSeq and is a predicted model, not a curated record. The transcript is spliced from 2 exons.
GCCGAGGCCUACGUCAGAUUUCCCCUAAACGACGAAUCCAACAUAUACAAGACCUACAAUUUCAGGCCGAACCAGCCAGAUUAGCCUUCACUGUUUUCACUGAAAUGGGCCAUACUGAUGCCAACUCAUCCAAGAGCCCCCCUGUCCCAACGGGAUGGAUCACCGAACAUAUGUAUCCCGAGGCUGUGGAAAACAUGCUUCGUUGUUCCACUGGUUUGCCAGCGACCUUUGAGCUGGCCGAGAUCGCAGGCGCGCGCUACAUUUUCUCAUCAGGCAAAGACUAUUACCUUUGGAACAACAUAAGCACAGAAGGAUGGCGUAUUCUCAACGUAAAGAGCCGGGAUGACUUAUACACUCAGGUAGGCUGAAGCUUGAAGAACUGCCGGAUUAUGGGAGUGAUCUCGAAGGAUGAUUCAAAGUUGUUACUAGUCUUUUGCAUACAGUACAUACUUGGUGCAAAACUUCACAUUAGAAUAUAAGAGAUUUGCAACUUUAGUACUAAGGGUCCCGGGGUGGUCAAGAUGUGUAGUUUUCAUAAAUUCAGCAAAUGUACUUAGUGUGAAGCUUCGAAGCAGGAUUGGAGGAAUUUAUCUAA